AUGCAGGAGAUAUCCGACAACUUCGUUUGGUUGAAACCUGUUUGCAUCGACUACCCUCGGAGAGUGCCUUCAGCAUUUCUCCUCACCGACGCCAUGUUGGUGUUGGAUCAGAUGCUUAAUGGGGGUUUGAUCUUGCCGGCGGACGGAGAUACCAGAUCGGAGGCUGCAGCCCGGGAAGGGAAGAGGAUCAAGAAAUUGAUGGGCGACAACAGCACAGAUGAGCGUGUGAGUAUCUUGAAGAGCUACCUGCAAGCUUCCCCUCGCAAGAAGCAGGAAGAAAUCCUCACUUCUCAUCUGCAACAGGCCGCCGCCAGCUCUGAUGAUUCGGAUUCCAGCGACGCUGCAGAGUCUUCUGCUGAGGAGGAUGCGGAGUCGGAUCCGGUGCGCAUCACUACCUCGCCUGUUUCUCCCUGCAGUACUUCUGAGAUCGGUGAUCGUGCCCGCGCUGCCCGUGCUGCGGCCAUGGAGGAUGCGAACUCCCAGGACGGAGGCGACAGCGACGCGAGCCCUGCGCCAUUGGAGGAUGAUGAGCGCAGAGACGACAGCGACUCAAGCCCUGCGCCGAUGGAGGAUGAUGAGUGCGGAGACGACAGCGACGCGAGCCCUGCGCCGCUAAAGGAUGAUGAGUCUGGGUGCUUGCGCCGAGGCAAGUCAACCGUCGACCUGGGUGCCCUUUGCGGUGAGGUUGCCAGCCAGGCUGACAGUUCCGAGUCUGAGGCUGCUGAGGCCGCAGAGAAUGUUCAGGCUCUUUCUCCCCCAGCAGCUGAGUCUGAGGAAGAAGAGAUUGCAGAUCAUGAUUCCCACUACAAUCCGGAGAGUGAGGAUGACGGCAGCGUCGAUUCCCAGGUCACUUUGAGGCUGGGUGAGUGGAAGUUGCCGGACGCAGCGUGCUCAGUGAAGGAGAAGGCCGAGGCAUCUGCUGAGCUGCAGAAGGCAUUGGUCGAGGCAGGGCGCUGUGCAGGGCCCAGCAGAGCGCGAAGGGAGGUGGCCGACGGCAUGAAAACCCUUGCGACUCCACCGUGCAAGUCGAAGGGUAUGCAUGCGGUGGAUAUGCUCACCCCAUCCCCGGUGCCGAUGCAGACUUCCAAGAAGAUGAAGAGCAAGUCGCUCGCAUCUUUCAAGAGGCGCCAUGUGCUGAAGAAGUCCAAGGCCAAGAGGAAGGAGAUCGAGAAGACCGAUAAGGCCCACGGCUUGUAUGGAGAUUACAACUUGCAGGAGUUGCAAAUUCCUAAGGCUGCUUGGCCUCAGAGGGAUCGCACCAAUAAGGGCAAGCACAGUUUCACCCUCAAGUCGGCCGUCGGACCAGCCACCAUUGAGGUGCUUGUCAGAACGGGUGCCUUUUUUUUGAAACGCAUCAAUGAGAACGCCAGUGGCCCCCUGGGGCAAAUCAAUUUCAAGCGGUUCGGCUCUGUCGCCGAAGCGUGGGCCGUUGCCAAGCAAAGGUCUGGGUAUGUGGAGCCAUGA
Symbiodinium sp. CCMP2592 is the source of this 1464-nucleotide messenger RNA. The record is from the annotation of a GenBank genome assembly. Lineage: Eukaryota; Dinophyceae; Suessiales; Symbiodiniaceae.